CUCGUUUCAACAAAUGUGAUGAUGAUGAUAUGAAACACACAACAAGCAGGAACAUAAUUAACAGUUGGUACUUUGAACAUGAAUGGUAAAGUGGAUAUCAAGAAGAAGAAGCUGCAAUGUGUCAUAAAACAGCAGCAUUUGAUUCUUACUCAAGGCUGCGGGGCAAAAAAGUGUAAAAAUGAACAAUGUGUUUCAUCAGGCUCAUUUACAGGUAAAACGAUGCCCAUGGAUCCCAAUUCUGCUGCAAAAUGUGCAAUAGAUAUAUACAGACACAAGAAAGACAGUCUGCCAGAUGCAGAGGUGCUCUCUUCACACGAGAUAUUCUCGUUAGUCAACCAUAGCUCAGGACCUUUGUAUGAGCUUCUGACUCCAACUCUCAAAUCUGUGCUAUCUGAUCCUGACAAGCUUUCAAAGAGCUUUACACAGGUUGGUAUUUCUACUGCGCCUGGCAUUGUAACGAUUGACAAGGAUGCAUUGGAGGAAUCGUACGAAAUCUUGUUUAAUCUGGACAAUCCGGAGCUGGAAGAAACCAUUUGUGACAGCUUUAGUGAUAUGGUAGCACUUUUACUAAAGCGUGUGAAGGACGAUUCAAAGGAGAGUAAAAACCUGAUAAAUUGUUUUGUGAUCCUACUUUUAAAUCCGAGGUUACAGAACCCAGAGUAUGCUGGCGGCUGCUUAGCAGAUCUCUGUGCAUGUCUGUCAGUUCUACGAAAUGGUUAUAAAGUGAAUUUGAUUCAUUACAUAUCGACAUUACCCUCAGAUACCAUAACUGAAAUGAUAUACAACUUUCAACAGGUGAUAGCGAUAGGAAUAGCACUACGUGAAGACGAGGACGAAACCCUACACAAAACAAAAGCAGUGUGUGACGGAGUGACAGGGUUACAGCUACUGUACGGGGCUGUGGUGUACCGCGCGCAACACACCAUCCACCACGUGCUGGGUGAUCUCAGCAUGACCAAACAACUGUCCAGGGAGAUCAGCACGCCUGUUACCCCCUAUACCAGUAAUAAUCUUAUAGAGGUUAUAAGUUCAUCUAGUGGGGUGGUUGUAGCUGAUGAUACUGAUUCUGCUGCUUCAGAAGUUGAAAUGAGUAGGGACACUGGCGAAGCUGUUAGGUCCGGAAAUGGUCCUGAUGACAAAACCAAUUCCGUGGCUGAAGACUCAAGUUCAGUUGUGGCAAGAGAGCCUGGAUAUUCGAACCCUGAUCAAAAACCAUCGGACUCCAACCCGAUAACCAAUCAAACACUAAACGAACCCAUCAAACAACCAGAAAGUAGCUCUUCUCCGAACACAGAUACUGGUAGAAGUGGAAACGGUCCAGAUCUAUCUAGGUCGAUAAGUGCUCUGUCGGAGGAGAACUCAGCCAACUUACAAUCAGCUUCUGAUGUUUUGUUUCCUCUACUUGCUGCUAUGGAAGGUGAUAUGGCAGAGUUUGAAGAUUUGGAAGAUUUAGAAGAUGGAGAUGAAGAUGACGAAGAUGAAGGUGAUGAAGACGACCAGAACAACUCUCCCCCAGUUGAGAGUGCUCGUAGACUACUGGACUUUGCUAGUCCUGUAGUAGACGGUGACGACACUGAGAGCUCAGACGAGGACGAUCCUCUGACCAGUUUCUUCAGAAUACAGAUGAACGGUUUACUGAGUGGGAGGUCCCGAUCAAGAAGACCUGAACCAACUCCCAAACUAUUCACUAAAUUAGGUAUAAAGCCACUGUGGGACUCACACACGAACAUUGACCUGUCUUUAUUCUACAACGACAACAUUUCACAAGAGCUAAAGAUGGACGAGGAUUACAUCAACUACAAGUCAGGGAAGGGCUUUGCGUUCCUUCACUAUCCGUUUGUAUUGAGACCCCAUGUCAAGAGUGUAGGAUUACAGUUUGAUAACAGGAUCAACAUGAACAGAUCAGUUAACCCCUUCCUUCUACUGAUGUCUGGAGAAUACCCUUACUUAAAACUUGUAGUGAAACGUAACAACCUCGUCGAGGACGCUUUGACUCAUCUAGAAAUGGUAGCAGAGGAAGAACCUCAACAGUUACAAAGACAACUUUACGUAGAGUUUGAGGGGGAGGAGGGGGUGGAUGAGGGAGGGGUCUCUAAAGAGUUCUUCCAACUCAUCAUAGCAGAACUCUUCAACCCUAACUAUGGAAUGUUUGUUGACAUAGAAGACACUCGGAUGCUGUGGUUCAACCCCCAGUCCUUUGAAGUGGAUCACAACUACAAGCUAAUUGGAAUGUUGCUCGGUUUAGCUGUUUACAACAAUAUCAUUCUAGACAUUCGCUUCCCUACUGUGCUAUACCAGAAGUUAAUGGGAGAACAGUCUGAUAUACGGGAUCUGAUCCUGACACACCCUCUGCUGGGGUCCAGUUUACAACAACUCCUGGACUACCCUGAUGAGGAUGUGGAGGAGGUGUUCAUGUUGGACUUUGUGGCCAGCACCACUGGUUUAUUUGGAGAGACAAUAACGCACCACCUAGUGGAAGGAGGAGACGAAAUCCCUGUGACAAGCGACAAUAAACACGAAUUUGUCUCUAAAUACGUCGACUACGUUCUCAAUACUUCUGUUUCCAAACAGUUCGAUCAGUUUAAGAAAGGGUUUGACAUGGUGGCUUCCCACUCUCCGCUAAAAUCCUGGUUCCGUCCUGAAGAGCUGGAGAAGCUGAUAGUCGGAACACAUAAACUAGACUUUAAAGCGCUCCAGACAGUUGCCAGAUACGAUAACGGUUAUACUGCUGAUAGCGAUGUUGUCAAGUGGUUUUGGGAAGUGACACACGCCAUGACGGACGAAGAUAAGUCAAAGUUGUUAGCAUUUUCCACAGGGUGCGGCAGGGCUCCAGUCGGUGGAAUGUCAGAGAUGAAUUUUAUAGUGGUUAAAAACGGGGGUGACUCAGAAAGACUACCGACUGCUCACACGUGUUUCAAUGUUCUUCUUCUCCCGGAAUACUCUUCAAAAGAUAAGCUCAAAAGCAAACUUUUCAGCGCCAUUCAACACUUUGAGGGAUUCGGUAUGAUCUAGAAAAGAGACCUGGGCUUACUUCGCUUUUAGCAUAGCAGAUAAAGUUAUGAAAUUUAAUAAAUCGUUCUGAUAGUUUGACAUAUUGAAAUCUUGUAAUGUUGAAUGUUUGAAUUUAAACGUUUGUUCGAUGAAACCCAGCCUAAUUGAUAUGUGAAGUGUUUGUUUUAGAACCAAGACUUUAGUUUAGAUUCCAGACUGAACUACAAACUCCAGUUUUGAGAGUGUAGGCGCAAGUUUUUAAUGGGUGUAUUGAUUAUUGAAAUUGUUGGAUAGUGACAUUUAUAACUGUUGUUAUCUUAAAUUUAAAUUGGUUUGUUUUUGCAGUUUAAAUUUAUACUUGUGA
This is a messenger RNA of Bolinopsis microptera, 3355 nucleotides long. RefSeq names its product ubiquitin-protein ligase E3A-like. Gene Ontology annotation, molecular function: ubiquitin protein ligase activity. NCBI's taxonomy places the organism in Eukaryota, Metazoa, Ctenophora, Tentaculata, Lobata, Bolinopsidae. Gene Ontology annotation, biological process: ubiquitin-dependent protein catabolic process; protein polyubiquitination. The transcript has 20 exons. Bases 79 to 3012 code for a protein of 977 amino acids. The record is from RefSeq and is a predicted model, not a curated record.